This is a messenger RNA of Hipposideros armiger (great roundleaf bat), 6006 nucleotides long. RefSeq names its product codanin 1 (gene CDAN1). The record is from RefSeq and is a predicted model, not a curated record. The coding region runs from base 13 to 3714 and encodes 1233 amino acids. The transcript is spliced from 29 exons. Gene Ontology annotation, biological process: chromatin organization. Lineage: Eukaryota; Metazoa; Chordata; Mammalia; Chiroptera; Hipposideridae. Gene Ontology annotation, cellular component: nucleus.
GCCCCGACCGGGAUGGCGGCCGUUUUGGAGUCGCUACUGCGAGAGGAGGUGUCGGUCGCAGCCGCGGUGCGGUGGAUCGCGUGCUGCACCCAGAAUUCAGAGGAUGACUCCGGGGAGGCGGCCGCGCUGAGCUCACUCCGGCCACUACGGAAGGAAUUCGUGCCGUUCCUGCUGAACUUCCUGAGGGAGCAGAGCAGCCGUGUCCUCCCGCAGGGCCCCCCAACCCCCGCCAAGGCCCCGGGCUCUUCGGCAGCCCUGCCAGGGAGGCCCGGGGGCCAGCCGCGGGGCGGCCGCGGGGCGCGCAGCCAGCUCUUCCCUCCGACCGAGUCUUCGAGCGCCGCCGCCACAACCGAGGCCCCUUUGGUCCGCCGCGGGGGCAGGAGGCGGGGCCCGGGGCCGGCCCGCGAGCGAGGUGGCCGCGGCCCCGGGAGCCUGGAGGAGGGAGUCAACGGGGAGAGUCUGUGCUGGGCAGGGGGCCGGAGGCCUAGGGCCUCUGGCAGCCCCGGCAGCCCCAGCCUCACGCGCUCUGAUCCGCCAAACCUCAGCAACCUGGAGGAGUUCCCUCCCGUAGGCUCCGUUCCCCCCGGCCCUGCAGGCAGGACGAAGCCUUCACGCAGGAUCAACCCAACUCCGGUGAGCGAAGAGCGAUCACUCUCCAAGCCCAAGACUUGCUUCACCUCACCCCCAAUCAACUGUGUCCCCAGUUCCCAACCUUUAGUUCUGGACUCUAGCCCUUGGGGCCAUGGCCUUCCCCCAGGGUGCAGAAGUCUGCAAGAGGAGCGGGAGAUGCUCAGGAAGGAGCGCUCUAAGCACCUGCAACAGUCACCUGCUCCCACCUGUCCCACUUCAGAAUUGGGGUCUCCCCUCCCCAGUCGGACAGGAAACCUCACAGCUGAACCCGCUGACCCUGCCAAAGUGUCUUUCCGCCAGCGCCUGCAGCUGGUAGCCCUUGUCUACUCUUCAUGCAUUGCAGAAAAUCUGGUGCCAAACCUCUUCUUGGAGCUUUUCUUCGUCCUUCAGCUCCUUACUGCCCGGAGGAUGGUGGCUGCCAAGGACAGUGACCUUGAACUGAGUCCAGGAACCGUAGAUUCCCUGGAAAGCCCACUCUUCCAGAGUGUCCAUGAUUGUGUCUUCUUUGCAGUACAGGUUUUGGAGCAUCAGUUUCAAGUUCUUUCCUGCCUGGACAAAGGGACCUUGAAGCUAUUGGCUGAGAAUGAGCGGCUGCUGUGCUUCUCACCAGCUCUGCAAGGCCGCCUCCGAGCUGCCUAUGAGGGCAGUGUUGCCAAGGUCUCUCUGGCGAUGCCACCCUCUGUUCAAGCUGUCUCCUUUCAGCCAGAGACUGACAACCGUGCCAACUUCUCCAGUGACCGCGCCUUUCACACUUUUAAAAAACAGAGGGAUGUAUUUUAUGAGGUGCUUCGCGAGUGGGAAGACCGUCAUGAGGAGCCUGGCUGGGACUUUGAGAAGGGCUUGGGCAGCAGGAUCAGAGCCAUGAUGGGCCAACUCUCUGCAGCCUGCAGCCACAGUCAUUUUGUUCGGCUUUUCCAAAAACAACUUCUCCAGAUGUGUCAGAGUCCUGGUGGUGCUGGGGGCACUGUCUUGGGUGAGGCUCCAGAUGUGUUAAGUAUGCUUGGAGCUGAUAAGCUGGGGCGGUUGCGGCGCCUACAGGAACGGCUUGUGGCCCCUCAGAGCAGUGGGGGGCCUUGCCCACCCCCCUCCUUCCCAGGCUGCCAGGGAUUCUUCAGGGACUUCAUCCUGAGUGCCAGCAGCUUCCAGUUUAAUCAGCAUCUCAUGGAUAGUCUGAGUUUGAAGAUACGGGAACUCAACGGCCUUGUUCUGCCUCAGCCUGAGCCUAGUGAUGAAGAUGGGGAGUCAGACGUGGACUGGCAGGGUGAACGGAGGCAGUUUGCUGUGGUGCUGCUCAGCCUGAGGCUUCUUGCUAAAUUCCUGGGCUUUGUGGCUUUCCUGCCAUACCGGGGGUCUGAACCACCCCCGACCCGUGAGCUCCAGGACUCCAUUCUGGCCCUGAGAAGCCAGGUGCCCCCAGCCCUGGAUGUGCGGGUUCUGCUGCAGCAGGGGCUGCGCGCGCGUCGGGCGGUGCUCACAGUGCCAUGGUUGGUGGAGUUCCUUUCUCUCGCCGACCACAUUGUGCCCUUGCUGGACUAUUACCGCAGCAUCUUCUCUCUCCUGCUCCACCUACACCGGAGCUUGGUCUUGUCGAAGGCAGGUGAUGGGGAGAUGUGCUUCCUGAACAAGCUUCUGCUGCUUGCUGUUCUGGGCUGGCUGUUCCAGAUUCCCACAGUCCCUGAGGACCUGUUCUUUCUGGAAGAGGAUCAGUUGGAUGCCUUUGAGGUGGACGCAGUAGUUUUAGAGCAUGGCUUGGAUGACGUGCCUGUGGUGGACCAGCACCUGCUCUACACCUGCUGCCCCUAUAUCGGAGAGCUCCGCAAACUGCUCGCUUCAUGGGUAUCGGGCAGCAGUGGGCGGAGUGGGGGCUUCGUGAGGAAAAUCACCCCAACCACCACCACCAGCCUGGGAGCCCUGCCUCCGCGGACCACCCAGGGACUGCAGGCACAGCUGGCCCAAGCCUUCUUCCACAACCAGCCACCCUCCCUGCGCAGGACUGUGGAGUUCGUGGCAGAGAGAAUUGGCUCUAACUGUGUCAAACAUAUCAAGGCCACGCUGGUGGCAGAUCUGGUGCGCCAGGCAGAGUCGCUUCUUCAAGAGCAGCUGGUGACGCAAGGACAAGAAGGCGGAGACCCAGCCCAGCUGUUGGAGAUGUUGUGUUCCCAGCUGUGCCCCCAUGGGGCCCAGGCAUUGACCCAGGGGCGGGAGUUUUGCCAAAAGAAGAGCCCUGGUGCCGUGCGGGCACUGCUCCCCGAGGAGACCCCAGCUGCUGUUCUGAGCAGUGCAGAGAACAUUGCUGUGGGGCUUGCAACAGAGAAAGCCUGUGCUUGGUUGUCAGCCAACAUCACAGCGCUGAUCAGGAGAGAAGUGAAAGCUGCAGUGAGCCGUGUGCUUCGAGCCCAGGGUCCUGAACCGGCUGCCCGGGGGGAGCGGAGGGGCUGCCCCCGUGCCUGUGAGCACCAUGCUCCCCUCCCCUCCCACCUCAUCUCCGAGAUCAAAGAUGUAUUGUCUUUGGCCUCAGGCCCCCGGGACCCUGAGGAGGGAGUGUCCCCAGAGCAUCUUGAGCAGCUCCUAGGCCAGCUGGGCCAGACACUGCGGUGCCGCCAGUUCCUGUGCCCACCUGCCGAGCAGCAUCUGGCAAAGUGCUCUGUGGAGUUAGCAUCCCUCCUUGCUGCAGACCAAAUUCCUGUCCUCGGGCCCCCGGCGCAGCACCGGCUGGACAGAGGGCAAGCUCGAAGGCUCCUGCACACGCUGCUUUCCUUGUGGAAGGACGACUUUCAGGUGCCUGUUCCGCUGCAGCUGCUGCUGAGCCCAAGAAACGUGGGACUUCUGGCAGACACUCGGCCUAGGGAGUGGGACCUGCUGCUGUUCUUGCUCCGGGAGCUGGUAGAAAAAGGUCUAAUGAGACGGUCAGAGAUAGAGACCUGCCUGGACAGCCUCCGUGAGGCCCAGUGGCCAGGGGACUUCGCUGAAGAAUUAGCAACACUGUUCAACCUGUUUCUAGCUGAGCCCCAGAUGCCAGAACCCCAGCUAAGAGCUUGUGAGCUGGUGCGGCCAAACCGGGGGACUGUGCUAGCCCAGAGUUAAAGUGGGGAAGUGGCCCUGCUGUCUCAUCAGAACCCUCAGAAGGAAGCCCCUGCCACCCCAAGUGCCCCCUGCUGACCCUGCUGGGGCAGGAGUAGCUGAAACCAGGCUGCUUGCUCCGUGUGAAGGAAGUGUGGCUGCCUGACCUCCCACCGACUGUAGGCCCGCCACCUAGAGGAAGGAGGAGGGUUCACCUGAAUCAGGAUUAUAGUGGAAAAGCCCAGAGACUCCAGUCCUGCAGCAGAACAGUUGGCGAUUAUGACUUGGAGACUAAAUGAAAUGACGUGUGUGGACUUGAGUGCCACUUACUGCUGUCCCAGCAUCUCUUAAGGCUGUGGUCUGGGAAAUCAUGACAGAGGCAAAUGACUUUGCUUAACUUGUGAGUAAAGUUAAAAACAUGAAUCUUGGGCGUCUACAUUCUCUUACCACCAGGAGCUGGACUGCUGUCUCCUUAAAAAUGCACAACAGAUGAGGUGGGUCCUCCCGACAGAAACCCGGCUCGCCCCCUGCACACUCCAGCUUCAGUCCUGUGCAGGUAGUAACAACCCUAGCUCCAUCCAGGGGCCAAGCACAGGAUAGAACACUAGAGCUUUUUAAAAUAAACUCUUUUUCUUUACCGAGGGCUUCAUGUCUAGUUAUUUUCACCUGAUUCUUCCCUGUAAAAGGCUGCAGUCUCGGGUUUGGCUUGGAGGUGGGCGUUGAUGGCAGAGCUGUACCAAUGGCGUGGCCACCCAGUGAUGACUACCUGUUCCAGCACAUGAGACCCUCCAAGCUAGAAGGCCUGGGGUCCGGUAAUUCAUUGCUGACAAUACUGGCUGCUGUGCAACUCCCUUGAAAGGUUUAGUAUGUUUCAGAUAGGUUUCCACUCACCAGAUACUCCCUACUCAACUAGAUGGUGGGGCAGCUCUUAUUAUGCUUGUUAGGGCUGUGGAGGGUGGGGGUGAUUUGGCUCAGAACAAAAGCAUUCUACAUGUCUAUAAAUGAUCCACUGGUUUUUGACGAAGAAAACACUGCCUUGAUAAAUGUGCAUUAAGUUCAUUCCUGUAAAAGUCACGGUUUUUCUACUUUGGCCUUGUGUUGAGAUUCAGGCUCUGCUGUGUUAAAAGGUACCCAGGGAAUCCUACUGAAAUGGCUUACAAAAUCCUGUCUAUGCAUACCUGUGCAUUUCUCUGGGGACAUUUUCGGAGAUCUCCACCCAAGGAAGGGUACGAGUCUCAGCCCAGAAGGCUCUGCCAUGUGACUUAGGAAAGCUGGCAGGGCGCCCUUCCUCACAUAGGUGUGGCUGAAGGAAGGCACUGUCCCAGGAGGCUGAGCCCUGAGGUAAGCAGCAGCUACUUCAGACACAAAGCUCCGAGUGAGGUGGGAUGGACAGGCAAGCAGGAGAAAGCCUGAAGGCCAAGGAUGCUGGGUUAGAGGCCGCUCGGUUAAAUGGAGCACGGGCCCACUUCAGGAAAUCAGCGCUGGCCUGUGUGAACCUUACCCACGCUAGGCCGUAAGGUAACCUAGGAAUUAGAGACAGGCAGCCAAUGAGCUAGUGAACUAACAAGGUUCCUUUCUAUAUAUCUGCUCUCCGUUAUGUGUUAAAAAACAGUGGCUUUCAAAGUGGGGCCCAGCCUGGGGUGUAACAAGUUCUUCAGGUGAUUUUGAUGUACAUGAAUGAAGUCCGAGAAACGCCUGUCUAAACCAAAAUCUGACUUCAUCAUGACCAUGGAGGCCUCUGCAUUUUGCUACAGGCCUGGCGUGUGCCUUCUCUAGCAAGGGGCCAAGGUCACCUCUGGGCUACCCAUAUGUUUGGAUUUCCAUUGCUGGCUCUGCCUCAGAAGCCCCAGAGGUGCACACCCGUUAAAGAGCUUCAUUCCAGGGGACCAUGGUCACCGUUAGGUGUGGCAAUGACUUCUGGAAUCCUCCCUCAUUGUUCGUUUUUGGGGCUACAGCUGGCUAUAAUUGGACAACUAAUCUGGUUGCUAUUUACGUGCCUUUAAAGCAGUGCCGAGCUCGGAGGCGCUCAGUAUACCCAUGUAAACUGUGUAACUUGAAACUGGGCCACGAGGAGUUACUGCCAUUAUAAUCUUCAGGCUAAAUUCUGAGCUCAAGUGACACACUUAGGCUACCUUCACUAAUAAAAGUACAUAUCAGAAUUUUAAUUUAUAAGUGUUCUGAUUGUUUCAAUCAACAGUCUUGAUAAGUGAUUUAUAUGAAAAUAGAUGGGAGUACAUAAAUAGCAUGUUAAAUAUACCAAGUGUCACCAAAAAAAUUAACCAGAAAAAUAAAAGUUUAAAGGCAAUUAAAAACUUU